UGUCAGUGUGCUUUGCAAGUGAAUAAAUAAAAUACGCAAUAUCUUUAAAAAUAGUUUGGACGCCUCUGUGUGGAAAACAAAUGAACUCCGAUAACUAUAUUACUUGGAUCUGUUACACUAGCGUAGGAUAAUUCCGCAACAACUUUAAAAAAAUGAGUGAGAACUCCAUCGCAGGGGUUCCUCCCCUGGUCAAAAUUGGCCACUACAUAUUGGGGCAAACAUUAGGAGUGGGUACAUUUGGUAAAGUAAAAAUCGGCGAGCAUCAGCUGACCAAACAUAAAGUAGCAGUUAAGAUUUUAAAUAGACAGAAAAUCAAGAGCUUAGAUGUAGUAGGGAAAAUUAGACGAGAAAUACAAAAUCUGAAAUUAUUUAGGCAUCCACACAUUAUUAAAUUGUACCAGGUCAUAAGCACACCCACUGAUAUUUUCAUGAUCAUGGAAUAUGUGUCGGGAGGUGAACUGUUUGAUUACAUUGUCAACCAUGGGAAGCUCCAAGAGCAUGAUGCCAGAAGAUUUUUCCAACAAAUUAUUUCUGGGGUUGACUAUUGUCACAGGCAUAUGAUUGUCCACAGAGAUUUAAAACCAGAAAACUUAUUGCUAGACCAUAACAUGCAUGUUAAAAUUGCUGAUUUCGGUCUCUCAAACAUGAUGAUGGAUGGAGAAUUUUUGAGGACAAGCUGUGGAUCUCCAAAUUAUGCUGCACCAGAGGUCAUUUCUGGCAAACUGUACGCUGGUCCCGAGGUGGACAUCUGGUCGUGCGGAGUUAUUCUGUAUGCACUGCUCUGCGGUACUCUACCAUUCGACGACGAACAUGUUCCAACGCUGUUCCGCAAAAUCAAAUCGGGAAUCUUCCCAAUUCCCGAAUAUCUCAACAAAUCCGUCAUCAGUUUGCUGUGCCAGAUGUUGCAAAUCGACCCCAUGAAACGUGCCACCAUCGAGGACAUCAAAAAACACGAGUGGUUCCAGAAGGAUUGUCCGGCGUAUUUGUUCCCGUCGCCAGUUGAACAGGAUUCAUCUGUCAUUGAUACGGGCGCCGUCAACGAGGUGUGCGAAAAGUUCGGCGUGCAAGAGAGCGAAGUCCAUAACGCUCUCUUGAGCGGGGAUCCCCAUGAUCAGUUGGCCAUCGCUUACCAUCUUAUAAUCGACAACAAGCGUAUCGCCGAUGAGGCCGCCAAGGCGGAGAUCAAAGAUUUUUAUGUGGCCGGCAGUCCUCCACCUGUAAACGUACAACCAAUGCCCAUACCCGUGGACGUCAACAGUCCAAUGAAACCGCAUCCAGAAAGGAUUGCUCCCCUUAGGGAUAGGGUAAUUGCUUCCAAUCAUGCUGCCUCAGGGGAGCGUGGACGAGUAAAAAGAGCUAAAUGGCAUUUGGGAAUCCGAUCUCAAAGCAAACCCCAUGAUAUAAUGAUGGAAGUUUACAGGGCAAUGAAAGCUUUAGAUUAUGAAUGGAAAGUGAUUAACCCAUUCCUUGUAAGGGUCAGACAUAAAAAUAGUUUACAUGAAAAAUAUGUUAUGAUGUCGUUACAACUUUACCAAGUCGAUUAUAAAAGUUACUUGUUAGAUUUUAAAAGUCUUAGCAACGAAGAUGCGGAAUCUAACACUAACAAUGUUAUGUUGGGAUCAGUACCCACUCCAGUUUUGAGCGGUACUAAUAUAACGUCAAAAACAAGUGGGCAUCAUACAAUGGAAUUUUUCGAAAUGUGUGCAGCCUUGAUUAUACAAUUGGCAAGAUAAUUGUUAUGCUAAUUUAAAAUAUUUUAAUAAUUUUAAUUUUACUAUAUAGGAUGAAUAUGUACUAUCAAAUAUUUGUGCCUGAUUAAUUAUUUGUUAACCAUUGACACACUCUGAAAGUGAUGUAUUAUUUUGUGGUAUUAGAUGUAGAAUUACAUUUUAGGCUUUUAAAAUGUUUAGUAAAUAUUGCUUUUUAUAUAUAAAUAUAUAUAAAGCUCUUAAUAAUCCGAAAAUUAUAUUUAUUGUGUAUAUGUAUAUAGUUCAAUAAACAUGGAAAAAAUUUUAAAA
Molecule: messenger RNA, 2018 nt
Organism: Aethina tumida (small hive beetle)
Lineage: Eukaryota; Metazoa; Arthropoda; Insecta; Coleoptera; Nitidulidae
Gene: AMPKalpha
Product: 5'-AMP-activated protein kinase catalytic subunit alpha-2
Exons: 3
Coding region: 153-1733 (526 amino acids)
Biological process (GO): protein phosphorylation; intracellular signal transduction
Cellular component (GO): cytoplasm
Molecular function (GO): protein serine/threonine kinase activity; ATP binding
Source: RefSeq, a predicted model, not a curated record